UGCCGCUGCCACUGCAUCAUUUCUGACUCAGGUCCGACGCCUUCCACCGUAUAAGACCAUACACACCAAUACAUCUUUCUUCUCGGCCCACAUGUCUCCCCUCACUCAAAGAGGAAGCCCAUACGAAAUCGGUAUUGUCCUAACCUUUGGCAUUCUUAUUGCCCUCAAAGGCAUUUUUCACUACCGUGACCAGCCCAGCCGGAAAGAACGCAUGUACGGCAAGAACCUUACAGCGAAGUAACGGCUAUCAUCCUCCAACCAAGCAACCACCAAGCGGCAUCUACCGAGGACUCCCGGCGACAUGAAGAGAACCCAUGCAGAUGCGCUCAAGACCAUAUACCUCGGUCCUGUGAUCCACUCCGCACGACAACUGGUUUCGCAGGCUUGGUUGGGGCUGAAGGGAGUUCCAAGGGCUGGUCCGAAGAAGAGGGACAAGCCAAGAAGGAAGCAAGACUUGGACGGGGUUUGGAGCAACUUGGUGUGCGUCCCGUCGAGACUGGAUCUGACAAGAUGAAUGAACUCCAGGGUCCUUCGACCAAUGGUCCAGCAAUUACACGUACGAUCAUGUACAAGCACGACGAGAGCGAGGAGAAUCAGGUAGAGGGAUCCAAACUUGGAGCUGGACACAAAGUCGCCCAUAUCUACGAGCUCCUGGAGCAAAUAUUGCUUAGUGUAGCCCCCAGAGAUCUUUUGGUGUCACAAAAAGUGUGUGUGGCUUUCAGGGAUAUAAUCAUCGGAAAUCCAAGGAUAAGAACGAACUUCCUCAUGACUCUUGAUGAGUUUUCUGAAACUUCCAGUUGGCCGAAUCCAAUGCCCAGUCUCUUCCGAACGAUCGAGAUGCGUUGGUGCUACAGUGCUAUCGUAGCCAAGCGGAGAUUGCGUUAUGUCCUUGUCCAAGUCGACAGUCAGGAGCUACUCAGCGGGAAGUGGAAGCAAGACGGAAGCUGGAGGAACAUGCUUUUGACCACUGCCUAUCUGCAAAGCAUCCGAAUGCACAUUGAUGGGAAAAGUAGGGAUUUUCCAGUGAAAAGAAAUGCCUCUCGAUUGAGGCAGGACGUUAGUCCGAUGGCUGCCUUCGACUGCAGCUGCGAAUGGGGCACGAACACCACAGACUACCCGGUCGGCAUCAAGCUCGGUGAUCUAGCGGACCUCGCGCAUGAGUUCGGUGUGGGUGGUACUGUGCAGUUUAGUGCAUAUCUCUCUGACCACGGCAAGGCCUUGUCAUGUGUUGAAGUAUAGUGGACUGGGUCCCUCGCUUCGCUGCCAGAAUUGCGGAUUGGAAGAGCGCAACUGCUAGCUUCAUAUACGUAAAUCCCAACAAGCAAAUUCUUAUUCAUGCCUACCCUUGU
This is a messenger RNA of Cercospora beticola, 1349 nucleotides long. The record is from RefSeq and is a predicted model, not a curated record. NCBI's taxonomy places the organism in Eukaryota, Fungi, Ascomycota, Dothideomycetes, Mycosphaerellales, Mycosphaerellaceae.